AUGACUGCUGCUAACCUGCUAAACGCUCUACGACGGUUCUUUGCUAGGAGAGGUGUCCUAACCUCGAUCACUUCGGACAACGGGCCCUAUUUUCUUCUAGGAGAGCAGAUUCUCCAGGAUGCUGUACUGCCGGUCAUCAACGACAAAUCCUUUGCCAACGCCAUGGCUACAAAGGGAAUCACGUGGAAGACAAUCACGCCGUACGCUCCGUGGCAGGGAGCUUUCUAUGAGCGUUUGAUCAAAUCUGUUAAACAUUCCCUUUACAAAGUCAUUCAAGGAAGGGUCCUAACGAAGUCAGAAAUGGAAACCUUGCUGAUUGAGAUUGAAGGCAGUCUCAAUACAAGACUGCUGUCAUAUCAGGAACAGCAUUGGGAUGAAACUCCGAUUUUGCGACCGAUCGACUUCAUACAACGUGACAUAGUGAUCACAUUCCCUUUUGAAACAUGUAGCACCGGAAGUGAGGAUGAAAACUAUCUUCCGCCUGAGGAGAAAAUUGCAUUUCGAAACUGUCGCCAAGCGGAAGAGGCUCUUAAAUCAAGUCACGAGUAUACGGAGCCUGGAAAAUAUGGAGUCAACAAAAUCUUAGCAGUCUUCGAGAAACUCACAAACUCGAGAUAA
Messenger RNA from Necator americanus (New World hookworm), 618 nucleotides. RefSeq lists its product as uncharacterized. The record is from RefSeq and is a predicted model, not a curated record. NCBI's taxonomy places the organism in Eukaryota, Metazoa, Nematoda, Chromadorea, Rhabditida, Ancylostomatidae. Gene Ontology annotation, molecular function: nucleic acid binding. Gene Ontology annotation, biological process: DNA integration. The transcript has a single exon. The coding region runs from base 1 to 618 and encodes 205 amino acids.